Symbiodinium pilosum is the source of this 492-nucleotide messenger RNA. The record is from the annotation of a GenBank genome assembly. NCBI's taxonomy places the organism in Eukaryota, Dinophyceae, Suessiales, Symbiodiniaceae.
AUGCUCGAUGGCGGCUUCGGUCAAGGGGUGCGACUGGCCCUGCUGCGAGUGGCGAUCUUCACGCAAGAGGAGUUUGGAGAAGCAUUGAAGUCGGAAGUUCAAGCAGAGAUGGGGCUGGCCUUCUGCGAACCUGCCUUCUUGCCAGCAGGCCGCGUCGCCAUCGCCGCAGUCGACCCCGAGAAGUGGUUGGCCACGCUGGGAUUCUUAGGCGAUGAUGACUUGGAAACACCAAGCGAUGGUCAGGUUGUGGCAGUACUUCCGCAGAAUGAUUUCGACUCCUUGGUCAGCCUUGGGCCAAUGAACUUCCUUUUUCACUCGGCAGAUAUUCCGCGAGCUCUUCCGGCAGCAGAGAGCACACAGCCGAUGCCCAUCGCAGAGGAUGUGGUCACUGACUUGAGCCCGGACCUCAUGCUGAGUGCUUCUGAGAUGGCUGCGACGGGCAACACAAGUUUCACUCCAAAGCCGCGACCAAAGCCCAAGGCUACUGGUUGA